Molecule: messenger RNA, 664 nt
Organism: Branchiostoma floridae (Florida lancelet)
Lineage: Eukaryota; Metazoa; Chordata; Leptocardii; Amphioxiformes; Branchiostomatidae
Product: polycystic kidney disease protein 1-like 3
Exons: 3
Coding region: 33-644 (203 amino acids)
Biological process (GO): detection of mechanical stimulus
Cellular component (GO): membrane
Molecular function (GO): protein binding; calcium channel activity
Source: RefSeq, a predicted model, not a curated record
AUGCUCCAAACUGCUGAAAGAAUUAAUGGAGGAUGUCUGAUUCUUUAAUUUGCUGUUACUUUUUAAUGUUGAAACAGGUGGGUCCACUGUCCAACACCACCCACCUCCACUGCCGUUGUGACCACCUGACCAAGUUUGCAGGGUUCGUCCCUCCCAAUCCAAUCAACUUUGACGUAGCGCUGAGUGCAAACAUUACCGAGAACCCACUGGGGCUCAUCGCUGUCCUGUCUGUGUUCGGUCUGUUUCUGCUGGGAUUUCUCAUGGCAAGAAAGGCUGACAGAAUGGACCUCACAAAGGUGGGUCUGACUACACCGACUGGACACAAGUUAAGCCCCAACCCUGACUGCCAUUACAUAGUCACCGUCUACACAGGCUUUCGCUUGGAUGCCGGCACCACUGCGCAGGUUUUGCUCACGGUGUUUGGCUACCACGAUGAGAGCAAGCCUUUGGCCCUGCGUGACGACAGACGUCAGCUUUUUGGAGGGGGCAGCAUGGACUCCUUCCUCGUCUCCUCUGAGGAGCCCCUCGGACCGCUCACACACAUCCGCGUCUGGCACGACAACGCCGGCCUCAGCCCUGGAUGGUCUGCUUCAUUUCAUUUGACAAUGUUUAUCUUUACCAGUUGGGUACAACUCCAUCUGUGAUCUGUUACUCAGGUGUUCCU